Parastagonospora nodorum SN15 is the source of this 370-nucleotide messenger RNA. RefSeq lists its product as hypothetical. NCBI's taxonomy places the organism in Eukaryota, Fungi, Ascomycota, Dothideomycetes, Pleosporales, Phaeosphaeriaceae. The record is from RefSeq and is a predicted model, not a curated record. The coding region runs from base 1 to 225 and encodes 74 amino acids. The transcript has a single exon.
AUGGAAAGGGCCGAGCCAUUCGCAAGCCCGACCUGGCCAAAACAAUACAGAAUAAAACCUUGGAACAUCCCGGUCUUCCUUGGCGCUACGUCAUUCCUGACGAGUGCUAAACUACAUGUACCCGUCCAGUCCCGGAUGCGACAAGUGAUUCAUCUUACCAGCAUACAUAGUCUUCUGUACAUAUCUUACCUUCUUCGUGUCGUGAUCUACUCGUUCUCGAUUUGAGUCUGUCGCUUCAAUUCGUCGCCGUGCAUAAUAAACACCCAGCAACACCAAUUACCAACGACCUCACGACCUCAAGACCUCAAGACCUCACGACCUCACGACCUCACGACACCCCAAAAUGUGCAUAAUGAAAUCCUACGAAACG